AUACUAUAAGGAUACUUCAUAUUAUAUUACAAAAUAACUUAUUACUUAACAAAGUAAAUGCACCCUCUAUAUACACAAAACACAUUAAUUGUUUUAGAUAAAUAAAGAAGAGAGAUAGAGAUCUAGAGAGAGAGGAGAGAUGAGUAUUAUUGAGUCAUAUCCACCGGCUUUCCGCCGUGUAAUCAACGACGGAGCCCUAUCAGCUACGGCGGAGAUUGAACCAGUUCUUGUCCAGGACAAGGAUAUUGAUAUCCCGGUUAUCGAUUUCGAGUGUUUGGACAAGGAGAUACUAACAGAAGCAUGCAGAGACUGGGGAAUAUUCCGUCUAAAGAAUCACGGAGUACCGUUGGCGUUGACGUCAAAGCUUCAGGAGAUCUCGGAAUCGUUGUUGAGUCUACCGUUUGAGAACAAACAGAAGUUGUUCGCCGCCGUUAACUCUCCGUUGUCGUAUUUUUGGGGAACGCCUGCUUUGAAUCGAUUAGGAGAUGCACUGAAGAGAGGAGCUCAAGCUUCGAACGUAAGUAUGGUCGAAGGUUUCAACGUUCCUCUCUCGAAGCUUACAGUUUCUACUUCCUGUGACGAUGAUGCUCGACAUUCAGAACUAGAAUCUUUCAGAGUGUUGAUAAAGGAAUAUGGAAGGCACAUAAGUAGAACUGCUGUAUCCUUGUUUGAAGCUAUAGCACAAACACUGAACCUAGAAUUAUCCAGUGACCAGAGGUCAGAAUACUUAUCGGAGUUAACAGGGCUCAUACGAGUUUACCGCUAUCCUCCUAGCGACAAGACAGCUGGAGAAGCUCUUGGAAUGGAAGUCCACACGGAUAGUUCGGUGAUCUCAAUACUAAAAGAAGAUGAAACUGGAGGGCUUGAGAUCAUGAAAGGUGACGAAUGGUUCCGUGUAAAACCUGUUGCUGAUACUCUCAUCGUUAAUCUAGGAGAUAUGAUGCAGGCGAUAAGCGACAACGAGUACAAGAGUGUCGAGCAUAGAGUAAAGAAAAAGGAUAGGACGACAAAGAGGCACUCGGUGUGUUAUUUUGUGUUCCCACAGAGAGAUUGUUUGAUAAAGUCAUCAAACUAUAAGCCAUUCACGUACUCAGAGUUUGAAGCACAAGUUCAGGCCGAUGUUCAGUCUCUUGGGACCAAGAUCGGCCUUCCAAGAUUCUCCCCUGAGUCUCCACUCUUUCUCUAAUCUUGUUGGAAAAUUUUAGCAUCUAAGAGCAUGGCCAGCGUUUAGACUCAAUUUGGGUGUGUGAUUUAUAAAUUAUGAUCAUUUUGUUAUAACUUUUUUUCAGAUAAUAACUAAAAAAAAAAAAAUCUAGGUCGAAUCUAGGUAAAUUUGAGUG
This is a messenger RNA of Raphanus sativus (radish), 1340 nucleotides long. Its product is annotated as gibberellin 2-beta-dioxygenase 6. Bases 140 to 1186 code for a protein of 348 amino acids. NCBI's taxonomy places the organism in Eukaryota, Viridiplantae, Streptophyta, Magnoliopsida, Brassicales, Brassicaceae. The record is from RefSeq and is a predicted model, not a curated record. The transcript has 3 exons. Gene Ontology annotation, molecular function: dioxygenase activity.